Molecule: messenger RNA, 1395 nt
Organism: Populus nigra (black poplar)
Lineage: Eukaryota; Viridiplantae; Streptophyta; Magnoliopsida; Malpighiales; Salicaceae
Product: methylthioribose-1-phosphate isomerase
Exons: 10
Coding region: 112-1257 (381 amino acids)
Molecular function (GO): S-methyl-5-thioribose-1-phosphate isomerase activity
Source: RefSeq, a predicted model, not a curated record
CAAAGCAUCAAUUUUUUUUAAAAAAAAGAAAAAAAGCAUCAAUUUUUUUUUAAAAAAGAAAAAAAGCAUCAAUUUUUUUAGCAGCCGUGAUUAGGGAAAGGCAAAAGUUAAAUGGCUACAAAUCCCAGCAAUGGACUUGAAGGUGACAACACUCUCCAGUCUAUCUGCUACCACCGUGGUUCACUUAAGCUUCUUGAUCAAAGAAAGCUUCCUCUGGAGACUACUUACUUAGAUAUCAAAGAUGCUUCUGAUGGAUGGUUGGCCAUACGGGAGAUGGUAGUUCGAGGGGCGCCUGCCAUUGCUAUUUCAGCAGCACUUUCUCUUGCCGUCGAAGUUUCUAAUUUGGAGAAUUUUAAUGGGACACCUGUUGAAGCUGCUUCUUUCCUUGCAGGGAAACUGGAUUAUCUUGUUUCAAGCCGACCAACUGCAGUCAAUCUCUCAGAUGCUGCAACGAAACUUAAAGAAGUUGUAUCAAAGGCUGCUGCUGCUGCUGCUUCCAACUGUCAGAGUGUUUUUCAGGCUUACAUAGAGGCAGCUGAAAUUAUGCUAGCAGAUGAUGUUGCUUCAAACAAAGCAAUUGGCUCAUAUGGAGCAAGGUUUAUUCAGAACCAACAGAAAGAUCCUACAAAACUGUCUGUUUUGACCCAUUGCAACACUGGCAGUCUUGCAACAGCUGGAUAUGGUACUGCCUUGGGUGUGAUUCGUGCACUUCACAGUGAAGGAGUGCUCGAGAGGGCCUACUGCACAGAAACUCGUCCGUUCAAUCAGGGAUCUAGACUCACAGCUUUCGAAUUGGUACAUGAGAAAAUACCUGCCACCCUUAUAGCAGACUCUGCUGCAGCUGCAUUAAUGAAAGACAGUAAAGUGAGUGCUGUUGUUGUUGGAGCUGAUCGUGUGGCUGCAAAUGGAGACACAGCUAACAAGAUUGGAACCUACAGCCUUGCCUUAUGUGCAAUGCAUCAUAACAUUCCAUUUUAUGUUGCUGCACCACUUACCUCCUUUGAUUCAUCCCUUUCUUCUGGAAAAGAGAUCAUUAUAGAGGAAAGAUCUCCUAAGGAAAUGUUGAACGCACGUGGAGGACUUGGGGAACAAGUUGCUGCAUCCGGAAUUUCAGUAUGGAAUCCAGCUUUUGAUGUUACCCCUGCCAGCUUGAUCAGUGGUAUCAUAACAGAAAAGGGUGUCAUCACCAAGACGGGCACUGAUGAUUUUGACAUAAAGGAUUUCAUAAAUAAGGCUGUCGGCCAGUGUAUUGCGUAAGAGGCCAAUGUAGUGAACAAGGUUUUGGUUGGUAAUUUGAAGAGCUAUCUGCCUGCUUUGUAUUCAAGCUUCUAUGAUUACAGACCCAUCUGAUUGUUAUAAUGGUUGUAAUUUCAGUGCAAAAGCACAUAUUCUAUA